AGUCGGUAUCUUCUUCGGAGCCAGCCAUUAACCCCACGAUCGUCUCUUGGCCCUGAGAAAGCAAACGGAGGGAGGGUUGUAACUUUCAGAAGCUUCCAGAGCUACCGAGGAAGACUAGAAUGGCCGAGCCGCCGAAGAGACAGGGAGGAAGGCCAAUGCCUCCCGGAAGAGGCGGUCCUCCUCCGCCGCCUCCUCCUCGAGCCCGCUACGAGCCCGUCGAGCGCGAGAAGACAUGUCCACUACUGCUUCGGGUAUUCACUAAGAGUGGGGGUCAUCAUUCCAAGGAAGAAUUUGCGGUGAGAGGCAAAGAGCCUAAAGAUGAGGUUCAAAUUUAUACAUGGAAAGAUGCUACUCUUCGUGAGUUGACUGACCUGGUCAAGGAGGUAGCUCCGGAAGCAAGGAGAAGGGAUGCAAAGUUGUCUUUCGCUUUUGUAUAUCCUGAUAAAAAUGGCCGUUUUGUGGUCCGAGAGGUUGGGAAGACCUUUUCCUAUGGUAACGGGAGACGACUGGAUGAUAUAAAGACAUUGGCUGAACUAAGCUUCCAGAUUGGAGAUUACUUGGAUGUGGCCAUUCUCUGAAGAAGCUUUUCAUGCCUAGAGCUCUUGCACGAGAGACGGUCAAUGUAAUUGUCGAUGUACUGGUUUACUAUGAUACAGUUUCUGCAUGUAUUGGAAAUGAUCUGUCAUGUGAUAGCAAAUAGGUCAUUCUGAAUUGUCUUGUGAGGUGAUGUUUAUGCAAUUGUCACCCUAGUUAGCAUAGAACUCAGUGGUUUCAUUUUUCAUCAGCCUACUAUCCUUUUCCGGUCUUAGUUCUGCAACGUGGAGUAUCAAUUAUCAUGUUCAUAUCUGCAA
Punica granatum (pomegranate) is the source of this 851-nucleotide messenger RNA. The record is from RefSeq and is a predicted model, not a curated record. NCBI's taxonomy places the organism in Eukaryota, Viridiplantae, Streptophyta, Magnoliopsida, Myrtales, Lythraceae.